GUAAUCCAAUCAAACGAUGAGAUGUUAUCAAAGGGCGACAGGAUAUAAGGGCAGGUAGUUUAAAAAAAUAAACGAUUUUGCCUUCUCUUUACUAGAUUUUUACCACUAGUUAGUUCAAACCUAGCAUAGGAUAAUGGGCUAUACCAAGGAUCUGAAUUUAACGUUCUCUGGGUGUGGAUUUCUUGGUAUUUAUCAUCUUGGAGUAGUGUCUUGUCUAAAGGACAACGCGCCUGCUUUUCUGGACCGAAUCAAAUGUCUUGGAGGUACAAGUGCCGGUGCUUUUGCUGCUACUGCUCUUCUCAUGGACUUGAAUGUGUCAGACAGCGCAGAAUUUGUUCUUCGAUUAGCCAAGAGAGCCAAAUCUUUAGCUUUCGGGCCGCUACAUCCGAACUUUCGUAUUGUAGACACAGUGCGAAAAUCAUUUGAGAAAAUCCUUCCAGAAAACGCACAUGAAAUAGCAAGUGGUCGCCUUCAUAUUUCCCUCACAAGAGUAUCAGACUUUAAGAAUGUGAUAGUGUCAGAAUUCCUGUCUAAAGAAGACCUUAUAGAGGCUCUCCUGGCUUCCUCGCAUGUACCUUUCUAUUCAAGUAUCAUGCCAGCAAGGUUUAGAGGAGUUUAUUAUGUUGAUGGAGGAAUCACAGACAACUUACUGCAACAUUUUACAGAAGGAGAGACGAUUACAGUAUCACCAUUCAGUGGUGAGAGUGAUAUCUGCCCCAAGGAUGGUUCUGCUAACUUUGCUCAUUUUGAAAUGAAGAACACUAGUGUACAAUUCACAUUACAGAAUCUUUAUAGAUGUUCACGAGCAUUCUUUCCACCUGAAGUACAAGUUCUCUGUGACAUGUGCAAACAAGGGUAUCGUGACACAAUGAGGUUCCUUCAGACUCAAUAUCCAGAAACCUUAACGAAAGAAGCAUUGAGAAAAAAACCAUCAGUGUUCAUGUCACCAGGAAUGACAUUUGGUAAACAAGACAGUGCGAUUAUGAUUAGACCAAGUCUCACAAGGAGCUGUAGUACAAGCUCAACACUGUCAGCAUACAGUACCUGCAGUAAUGGAGAAGCAGAGAUGUUUGAGACAUCAGAAUGUGAACAGGAUGACAAUACAGUUGAAGGAGAGUCUAGACUUAGUGUUUUGCUUGAUAGAACACAAGAGGCCAUCAUUGAAGCAGAGCUAUGGUCAUGUUACUUUAUCCGUAAAGUGAUAUGGGUAUUGAAACUGGCAGCUAAGCCCUGUGUGCUGUCUGUCAAACAGAUCACUUAUAUGGUGCAUGUUAUCCUGGAGUCAUUACCAGCAAUAGAGAAGACAGGAAUAGAGUUUAUGGAUCAUCUGUUAUCAAUGAUAUACGUCAUGAUACAUACAUAUAAAGAUAAACAUAUUGUACAUGACAGGAGACUUACAAAAGAAGCAACACCAGGACAAGAAGGACCACAGGAACCCCACAUGAUACCAUCUCCAUCAAGCAUCCAGCAAGCAUCCCUUAUUCUAAUCCAGAGACUAAGGGAAGAUACAUCAAUCCACACAACAUCAACUCUCCACCCUAUGUUAGAAUCUGCUGAAAACGUACAGGCAGUAGAAUCAAGUGGUAACUCGUCACCUUCUAACAGUGACAUAGAAAUAAUACUUGAUGAAAGCUUCAGUAGUCAUAAAUCAGAAUAUGACUUAUGUGAUCAACCUUUGAGUAUGUCUUUCCAUUCAUUCCAUAACCCAUCUGGUGAGCAGAUAGAUCUAGACCUGGGUCAGUGGGAAUCAGAAGGUGGGGCGUGUGCUGGCAGCCCUCCAUGUCAAUCACCAAGUACAUCUGAUGAUUAUAUUGUACUUGAUGGCUAUGAAACAGAUAUUGAAUCCAUGAGUAGUGGUGAUCUGGGAGAUGAUUUCCUUACCUCCUUUGAGAGUAAUAUUUAAAACAAAAUGUACAAAUAUAAUGAAAUGUCUAUUUUAUGGUAAUAAUUCACAAUAAUUAACACAACAAUUACUGUGUUACCUUAUGUGAUAACAUGACUUUACGUGUCAAGACUGUUCAUAUCCAUUAUUAUCAAUUAUUACACUUUAACUAUCAAUUUACACUAUUUGAAUUGCAAUUUCACCCCAUGGAAGGGUUUUCAAAUUAGCCUAGAGGAGUUUAUAUGCUGAUAAAUAUUUUGCUAACAAAAUUAUUAUAAUUAUGAACAAAUUUCGAUAUUUUAAUGGUAUAUUUUAAUUCAUAAUUUGCGCACCGUUAGUUGUAAUUACGACUAUUUCGCACCAAAUACCACUCAUUUUUAGUGUUGGAUAUAUUGUAUAAAGUUCUUAUUGUUUCACAAGGUUAAACUGGUGUUUUGCCGAUAUUGAAGUUAUUGUUUGCAUCUGGACCCAGCCAUGUGCUCUUUUCAAUGAUUGCCUUUCGCAUUUUGUACUUUCAUUAUAAAUAAACAAAUUGUACAUAAAUAAUUAUUAUAUAUAUAUUGUAAAUAAUAUCAAACAAAGUCUACCAUUGUACAUUUACCAUAUAUAUGUAUAGAAUAUUAGAUAUUAAUAGAUUAUUACAGGUAUUAUGAAAUGAUUAGUUCAGAAUAAAUGAUAACAAAACCAUG
Molecule: messenger RNA, 2571 nt
Organism: Actinia tenebrosa (Australian red waratah sea anemone)
Lineage: Eukaryota; Metazoa; Cnidaria; Anthozoa; Actiniaria; Actiniidae
Biological process (GO): triglyceride catabolic process; lipid homeostasis
Cellular component (GO): membrane; cytoplasm; lipid droplet
Molecular function (GO): triacylglycerol lipase activity
Source: RefSeq, a predicted model, not a curated record